GGGAGGGGGGGUGGGGGGAAAGCGAAAGAGAGGAGCCGGGAGAGGACCGAGGCCAUGAGGCCUGCCUCACAUACCCUGCCGCCCCGCUACCUCGGCUAUUGUUGACACCUUACCUAGCCCGGGCCUCCCCUCUCCCUUCAGCCCACCAUCAUCAGCUCCCCUUCAAGAGGGGGAAGAGGAGCAAGAAGCAGCAGGAGGAAGAGGAGAAGGAAGAAGAAGCAGCGACAUGCUGGGGUCGGCUCGGGACUAUCCAGGCCUUCUCAUACCCUCACUGCACUGAGCCCCGGGCUCUGCUACCAGCUCUUUAUUUUCCAGAUUCAUUAUGACAAUUUGGCUCUUGAAAAUUUAAACAAGACUUCAUAUCUUGGAUUCAAAAUCUAAGCACUGAACUUCACACCAGUUUGGGGAAAAGUUGUCGGUGCUUCACAGGAGCAUUGUAAUGCAAAAUUUGACACUGAGGCACAGAAGGCAAUAUUUGGGAAGAUGGACAAAGCUUGGUCAAAGAGGUUUCUAUUGGAAAGUAGGGCAGACUGACCUCGGUAACUUCAAGAGGUGAAGUGUGCGGAAGCUGAAGUAACCUUUUGUAUAGUUCUGGAACCAAAAUUCAUAAGGAAAGAACCCACUACUGUUUGGAGGAGUUAUAAUUCUUUUAUAAGAAGCUGCCUUGAAGGUGGAGUUGCUUGGAUUGGAAAUAGUACUUACUGUGGGGAAAGGAUUUGUGCUGUGGAUCUGUUCUGGGACAAAACUGGCUGGUGUGGAAGGCUUUGAGGACUGGAGAAAGUCUGGCUACUUCAGGAACUUUGUCACGACAAGAGCUGCUGGUGGGUUUGGUGGCGUGACUGCUGCUUAUACAAGGUAUGGCCUCACAACUGCAAGUGUUUUCACCAAUGUCAGUAAAGUCCAGUGCCUUUUGCAGCGUGAAGAAAUUGAAAGUGGAACCCAUCAACUGGGAUGCAACGGGACAAGGCUGCACCACAAAACAUUGCAAUCAGAGCAGGAAUCCUUCAGUGACUCAAGGACAGACAAAUCCACCCCAUCAGGCAUCAAAUAGCAUAGUGGUUUAUGAGCAGAAUUUACACCUCACCACCACCUCUGGGUUGAUUCCAGUUACGAGUGCCGACAGUGGGGCCUGUACGACAUCCUUGUCUGUGGGGUCAUCCAACGGAGUGCAGAGUUUGACACGCAGAAGCACAGUCACGCUGUUGGAUACCUAUCAAAAAUGUGGACUGAAGAGAAAGAGUGAGGAGAUUGAAAGCAGUGGCAGUGUGCAAAUAAUUGAGGAACACCCACCUCCGAUGCUUCAGAACAACACCGGUAGGACUGCGGUGGGUACAACUGCCACCACGUCAACUGUAACUUCAAAGAAUGGCAGUUCCACCAAUGAAGGGGAUUAUCAGCUGGUACAACAUGAAAUACUUUGUUCAGUGAUCAGUAGUUACGAGGUAUUGGAGUUUCUUGGCCGUGGCACAUUUGGGCAGGUGGUGAAAUGCUGGAAAAGGGGCACCAAUGAAAUUGUGGCUAUCAAGAUCUUGAAAAAUCAUCCCUCUUAUGCACGUCAGGGGCAGAUUGAAGUGAGCAUUUUAAAUCGGUUGAGCACCGAGAAUGCUGAUGAUUACAACUUUGUCCGGUCCUAUGAGUGCUUUCAACAUAAGAAUCAUACCUGUCUGGUGUUUGAGAUGCUGGAACAGAACCUGUAUGACUUUCUCAAACAGAACAAGUUCAGCCCUUUGCCCUUGAAGUAUAUACGACCCAUCCUGCAGCAGGUGGCCACGGCCUUAAUGAAACUAAAGAGUCUUGGCCUAAUUCAUGCAGAUUUGAAACCAGAGAAUAUUAUGCUGGUGGAUCCAACCCGUCAACCCUAUAGGGUGAAGGUCAUAGAUUUUGGUUCAGCCAGUCAUGUUUUAAAAGCAGUUUGUUCCACAUAUUUGCAGUCUCGGUAUUACAGAGCUCCUGAAAUCAUUCUUGGGCUACGAUUCUGUGAGGCUAUUGACAUGUGGUCAUUAGGCUGUGUAAUUGCAGAGAUGUUUCUGGGGUGGCCAUUGUAUCCAGGUGCUUCAGAGUAUGAUCAGAUUCGCUAUAUUUCUCAAACACAAGGUUUGCCAGCUGAGUAUUUGCUAAGUGCAGGAACAAAGACUACAAGGUUUUUUAAUAGAGAUCCAGAUUCAGGAUAUCCAUUGUGGAAGCUCAAGACACCAGAAGAACAUGAGUUAGAGACGGGGAUCAAAUCGAAGGAAGCAAGAAAGUACAUUUUCAAUUGUUUGGAUGAUAUGGCUCAGGUGAACAUGCCGAAUGAUUUGGAGGGAACAGACAUGUUGGCGGAGAAGGCGGACCGGAGGGAAUAUAUUGAUUUGUUGAAGAAAAUGUUGACUAUAGAUGCUGACAAGAGGAUUAAUCCAUUAAAAACCUUAAACCAUCCGUUUGUUACCAUGGCACAUCUACUUGACUUUCCUCAUAGCAAUCAUGUGAAAUCAUGCUUUCAGAAUAUGGAGAUCUGCAAACGUCGAGCCAACAACUAUGAAACGGUAAACCAGAAUAAAAGCCCAUUUAUUGCACACGUUGCGCCGAGCACAAGCACAAACUUGACAAUGGCCUUCAAUAACCAACUCAACACCAUGCACAAUACCAUGCACAAUCAGGCCAACACCCUGGCUUCUACCUCCACAGCUGCAACUCUUUCACUGUCCAGUGCUGAUGUAUCUCUGCUCAAUUAUCAACCCGCACUCUACCAGCCUACAGCAGCACCUGUUGCAGGCGUUGCACAAGCAAGCAUGCCUCUGCAGGCUGGAACAACACAGCUGUGUGCCCAGGCUGAUCCCUUCCAACAAGCCCUCAUUGUGUGCCCACCAGCAUUUCAAGGGCUGCAAGCAUCUGCAAAACAUUCUGGCUUUUCUGUUAGAGUGGAGAAUGCAGUGCCUGUUGUACCACAAGCACCAGCUGCACAGUCAAUUCAGAUUCAGCCUGGUGUUCUUGCUCAGGGCAGCUGCACACCGCUGAUGGUGGCCACUCUACAUCCUCACGUUGCCACUGUUGCUCCGCAGUAUGCGGUCCCUUUUGCCCUGAACUGCGCAGCCGGCCGGCCUGCGCUGGUCGAUCAGACGACCACAGUACUGCAGGCGUGGCCUGGAGGGACCCAGCAAAUCUUGUUGCCAUCAACUUGGCAGCAGUUGCCUGGAGUGGCUGUCCACAACUCAGUCCCACAUGCUACUGUGAUACCAGAUGCUAUGACUAGCACCCAGCAAAUAACAGACUGGAGAAAUGCACAUUCCCAUGGAAGCCAGUAUAAUGCCAUUGUGCAGCAGCCAUCUUUGUUGGCUGGACAUGUGACUUUGGCUGCACAGCCCCUAAAUGUUGGUGUUGCCCAUGUGGUACGCCAGCAGCAAAACUCCAGGUCUUCCUCCAAAAGGAACAAACAGCUUCAGAACACAAGGAAUGUUCCUGUAUUGGAUGUCACUCCCUCCCAAACAUACAUGGUGGUUCAAAACAGUCCUUCAGGUGCACCUUCCCCAUACUGCAGCACAACUCUUGAUCAUCAGCGACAGACCAUUGUGAUUCCUGACACACCCAGCCCUGCUGUCAGUGUGAUCACUAUCCGUAGUGACACAGAUGAAGAGGAAGAAGCAAAGCAGAAAGUUGGAAGCUCUGGUAUGAAACAAAGAUCAAAUGUCAUCAGUUAUGUCACUGUCCACGAUUCUUUAGAAUCUGACUCCUCAAACAGUAACAGCCCCUAUCCAUGUGAACGUCCUCGAGCAACACAAGUUAUCAGCAGUACACAGGAAGUCUCUAAAAGAACAUUGGAUGCCUGUCAUAGUUCUGGGUCUCGCACCAUCAUCGUCCAGCCUUUGAAGGCCCAAGUCAGUGAGAGUUUGGGAGAAAGCAACAGUUUGUCAGGUUUUUUCUCGAAUGUUUAUAAGGCUAAAACAGGCAUGCCUAUGAGUGGGCAGACUUCAAGCUCAACAACACCAACUAUGUACCGUCAACGGCAGCCUCUGAACCUCAGUCAGGCCCAACAAUCUGUUUCUCAAGAGCGAAGUGUAAAUCCUGCUCCCCGCAGGCAACAGGCCUAUGUGACACCAACCCUUGCUCAGCCUCCCUACUCUUUCCAGCAUAACAGUCCCACUCAUCCGGGUGUUCAUCCCCACCUGACAGCAGUGUCAGCCCCUACGCACCUUUCAGGACAACCCCACAUGUAUGCCUACACACCAACUGCUGCUGCCUUGGCAACCUCCAGUUCCAUGGCCCAUCUUCUGAACCAACAAAGCUCCUCCAGACAUGCCAUGCAACAAGCCACAUACGCAGCACAUCCAACCAGUCUCCUCCAACAGGUCCCAGUCAGCAUGGGCCCUAGCCUUCUGCCGUCUGCCAGUGUUGCUCCCAGCCAGUACCAGCAUCCGUUUGCCACCCAAUCAUACAUUAAUGCUUCCAGGGCGCCUACUCUUUAUGCUGGCUACCCACUCAGUCCCACUAAAAUAAAUCAGUAUUCUUAUCUGUAGCUCUCUUAUUUGCAAAUGUGCUGUGCUACUGUAUGAGAUCUAGACUAAUCCAGUUUUGUAUGAAGGAGGAGUGCGCUUCGUUCCAUUAGACAGGACUCUUCUGUGGUGUCAUGUUUUGCUUCUGAACUGGGUCACAUGUCUGCAGAACAUCCAGCAGUGAGGAGACUUGGUUUUUAACCCUUUUUUAAAAAAAAAGGAUAUUGGAAAUAGACCACAUUUUAAAUAUAUUUUACAAUGAUUUGAGAAUUUUCAGAACCAACAGAAUUGCUGUUUGUUUUUAAAUGUACUGUUGCUUUACUUUUGCCAGCUCUUUGCCUGAACACACUGAUGAAUCUGCUACUUGAAAUGGGUUUAUGCUGCUGAAAGUGUUAAUACUAUUAAUAGGAAGUUCAAAUAAUGCGUUUUUUCUAGGCCUAUUACAUAAUAAAAUGGGAAGUAGUAGAUGCCCUGUUUGGUUUGAUUGGAAUGUUGAAGCCUAAACUAAUCCUGACUUGCAUAACACAUCAAUGGACAUCUUUAAGCAUACCACUGUUUUAAUGUAUUUUGGAGCAUUUGUAAAAGGGCUUCAAAAGUAAGGAAGAAUGACAUUUUUUGAAUGAUGUAUAAAAUAGUUUGGAAUGUCACGUUUUUAGAGUAUUGUCGCAACAUUAAUUUUGUAUUAAUCGGGAUUUCAUAAAGUAUUGGUUUCUGAGCAGUACAAUAUGUAAUUAAGUAUGAAAACUGGAUCGACCUGCUCUUGUAAGAAAUGAUUCCUUUGAACAUUUCAGUCAGCUGUGAUAUAGUGAUGGAGCUGCCGUCCAUACAGGAUUAGUGAGCUUUAUUUAAAGCUACAGGCUUAAGAGCCAUUUAAUCACUGUUUCAGUGAGCAUAUUUUAACCAGUUGCUUCUGUAAACUUCACUUGCCCAUAUCAUCAUCAUUGUUAGUCAAGAGCUGUUGAGCUCUCAAUGACUUACUUAGGAUGUACAGCUCAUUUAAAAUGAAUUCAGGAAGCAUAUCUUGUAGUUGGAAAAUAGGGUGAAAGAAAUGGCCACUGCUGUAUUAUGAAAAAUUGAGAACUAUUCCAAAUCACUCAUGCUUUAAUCCUGUGGAGAACAGGUGUGUAUUUUAAUUGUACAGCACACACUGUGCCAUUGCUCUGAAUACAUGUAUUGAAGUGGUGUAUUCUGGCAUCUGCAUCACUGCUAGAACCCUUGUGUGCUGCGUAGCUUUCAUUUUGGCAUCAACAGUGCUGAUUUACGUAUCUGAAAAUAACUAUAUGCAUGCGCACACCCUAAAUUUGUAUCAUCACAUCCCACAUCAUGUUCCAGAACCAUUUUGACCUCUCUCCUGCCCAAUAUGUUAACUCCCUUAGUGUGUCAUGCAGGAUUGAAGGUGUGUUACUCAUCAGCUGACUGUAAGGACUUUCAAUCACCAAUGCCUGUGGCAUUGAGAUGUUUGUUCAGUUGUGCUUGUGGAAUAUGCAGUGACAUCACUGCUAUAAUAUCCUAUUUAUGUAUAGGUCUAGUUAGAUUAAUUCCAGCAACUAAUAAAGCUUUAGCAUCAGAGCUGCAGAAACCAGACAUGUGAUUCUUCUAACUUCCAACAGAACUAGCUACAGCAGUCUUUGAUGGAAAAUGUAAAUUAUGAUACUUGAAUUCUGUAUUUCUAAUAACUCAAGAUUUAGUUCCAUGAUCACCCAGAAGGAUUUUUUUAUGUACCUGUCAUUUUAAGAGAAAUUAAGUUGGAACAUGUUGGAAUGUACAUGCAAUGUCUUUAGAUACAUUUUGGAACUUUAUUAAAUAUUGUAGCACUGAUGAAAAAGUAAUUGUGUUUGAAAGGAAGUGGUUGCAGAACAGGCAUCAUCUGUGUGUUCUGGAUGGGAGUAAUUCUUUGGCUCAGUUUUUGCACAGGUGUGAAUGUUGUGGGGGUUUAUUUGAUGAGUUCUUUCCCCUAGUUAGUGCCUUAACAGAUUUUUACAUAGUACGUUAAAUUAAAACUUUUACACUGUGCUUUAGAGAAUCCCAACUUGUUACAGUUAGAUCAUUUGGACUUGUGUGUGCAUGGAAGGCCUCUUGGGAGUACAAAACAAAGUGGUGGGAGGGUAGCACAGGAAAGGGUAUUGUGCUAUUGAAACAGAUUUUAAAUCAUUUAAGUUGGUGUUUUUAUAAAAUAAAUCAGUUGAGUAUUUUAAUUGAAGUUUGUUUUAGUUUAAGAAAGGGAGAUGGAAUUUGAAACAGUAUUCUUGUUUCUCUUUUGAAGUUUUUAAUUUUUUUCAUUUGGCACAUAUAACUAUGCUCCUUUUUAAUGCAGCAAGCUACUUAGAAUGUGAAAAUGCAUGUAUCCAUGUACUGUCUUCUGAACUUCAGUUCCUUUUGAUUUUUAACUGAUUAAGUCACAAUGGUAUGACUGAGCAUAUCGUACUUAUGUGAGUGUAGUGCAGUAUUUUGGUUUGUUUAAUAAAUUUUUGGACAAGGAAAAUUAUGUGCAAUUAGCUUUAGGUGGUUGUGGUUCUUCUAGAUGUGUAAUUUUUUUAAACUUUAUUUUUCACUAGUUUAUGGAUGCUAACAUUCUUUGUGGCAGUGGGAUGCUGUUCUGAGUAAACCCUUUGAAAGGUGACUACCCAGAUUUUGGCUUCACACAGGCAAACUGCCUGUAAAGCACAUAUUCAUCACACCAAAGAAAAGCCUAUUUAUUCUGCCUCAUUUACAGGGCAUGGAAUAAGUGGUAUUGCUUAACAGAUAUGCAAGUAUUUGCUAAUCUUAAUGUACAACUUUAAAAAAAAAAUUCUGCUAUUCAUUCCAACAAGCUAACAUUCUUGUUUGCAAAUAGCUGCUCAGUGCUCCACUCUGUAUUUGAAAGGAAAGUACUACAUACACUACUUCCCUUAUAUGCUGUUGAAAGUGUUUAUGAAAGCCAUUUUUUUUUUGCUUUCUUUCUUACUGUCUUAUUUCAUGCCCUGACUUCAUUAGGUUGCAAGGAGUUGAUGUGUGCCUGGCAAUCUCCCAGAGAAAUGGUUUUUAGAAAAUGCCUAUGUCGAAUACCUCUGGUGUUGCAAAACCUAUCUUGUUUCAAGGUUGAACGGGAGAUGGUGGUGUUUUGUGGGUGUUUCUGUAGGAAAGGCUUUAGUCCUUUGUGUACGUUUGGAGAGCACAGUUCUACAUUAGAAUUUGUCACACGCAAUACCAGCAUUAUAAAAUGAUAAACUGGUAGAAAUGUGAGGGUUUGCAGAAAUAUACUAGCCUGCUGGUUCAGAUUUUUUUUUUUAAUUCUAACAUGAAACAAACAUUCCACCAAUGCUUCUGUAACCAGGUUAACUAUUUGUAUAGCAUUUUUAGAGCGCUCCACCUUCUGGACCUUUCAGAUAUCAAGAAUAUUGAGACGUGCUUUCUAGCCGAGUCCCACAAGCCGGGUUUGUAUAAUGCAAACUGAGGUAUGAGGAUAGACUAAUUAGAUUUUAAAAAGAAUAUUGUUCUCUCUGAUCUGAGCACAAUAUUUGUGUGAAUCCUGUUUUAUAUUUGGUUUUAGUAUGUGGGCACACAUCUUAAGCGAGGUGGAGAGAGCUCCAAAGGCCAGCAAAAUCUGCACAGCAAAGUUUUAGUGCAUUGAGUAGGUAAAUGUGAUUCACUUAUGGGAAGGUAAAGUGGUGCUCAAAACUCUGGUAAUUCUUUAAAAAUAUUUUGCAGAGGCUAAAUUUGACUGCUUUGUCAGAUUAAUUUUGACCAAUCUCUCAAAUCUAUAAUCUCCUGUAUCCCUUCUUCCCCUGCCCUGUCCUCUCUGGAUGGUGCAGCAUCUAGAAUACAGAGAGAGGAUAUAUUGACACCCUGUAACUUUGUAUUGAAUUUCUACUGAGCCAAAUGAUCCACUUUUACAUCUACCAAGACUGUGCAAAGUGCUGUCAUGAUGUGGCAUUUCAUAAUCCUGCUGUAUUAUACCUGUAUCUUACUGGUGCAGUGAAGUGCAUUUUGAUAAGUUUGACCUCGUGAAAUGGAACAUUUUUUUAAAAAACUAAGUCAUACUCGAGAGAUUAAAGAAAAGUAAGUCUUAAAAACUACAGAUGAGCACUAUGUAAUCUUUGCUGUCAAAUACUGUUCCAUAUCCUGCCAUUGGGAAAUACGCUUGCUACAGAAUGAGAUGCACAUUGUCUUUUAUCCUGUCCACAAACUGGGGUGCUCCAUUUCCAUGGAGUGGCCCCAAUUAGCAGCAAGGAAAGUACUAAUGACGGGUUGAGUUUCUACUGUCUCAUUAUUAUCAAAUGCUGCCAUUGGAGACUCUCACCAUGUUAGAUUUCUGCCCAGUUCUGGAUUCUUGUCGCCAAACCUGCUUUUGGGAUAGUAAAUUUCUGUGGGAUUUUCUUGUGGGAAGGAGCAAAAUGCAAAAUUUUGGAACUUUAUUUUUAUUUAUGAACACAUUUGCCCAAGGAACAACACUGGUUUUGACUUUAGAAACAGGUCAAACAGAUCUGUAGGUAAACUUGCCAGUGUCCUCGCACCUUUAUGUACUACUUUGUAACAAAUUUUUUGUCAAUGUUUUGUAAGGAAACCAUCUGUAUCCUGUGUAAGUCAUUUAGUAUCUAAAAUGUACAUUUAAAGAGAUAGUCCAAGGUCCACACUGGUUGUAUUUAAAACAAUUGACUUGGGAUCUAAGCGGCAUCUAACAAUUCAAGUCACAGCCACCUUUGAAUAUAAAUACAGCUUGUUUGCUAUUUUUGGAGGGGAGGAUGGAGGGAUUGGAAUUUAGAAUGUGACUAAUCAUGGAUAAUUUCAAGCUAAUUAUGCAGCCAAACAUUGAUUUUUCUUUUUUUAAAAAUCAUUGUAACAACUUUGAUUUAAGCUCUACUGAGCAUUUCGAGGAAUUGAAGGUUGCUGCACUGAUUCAAACAAAAUUUUCCAGGAUUUUUUUGUUUCACAUAACCUGUGUAGGGCUGCAAAAGCACUGUCUCUUUAAAAUCUAUAUAAACAGUAUAUAUUUAUAGGGUUGACUUAUAUAUGAUUACAUAUGGGUGUGUCAUUAUUUACUGUUGGCUGGAGCAUGUUCUCAUUAUUUUGCUGUAUGUGUCUGCAUUUACUAAUGCUAAUCAUAUGUGGGUGAAUUUUAGUGUUUUUUUUAAUAGUAUGAUUGUAGCGAAUGCAACAAUUGUUAGUAGCAUACUUGGCUUGUAUCAUUGAUAUUGCUAUAAUAGGUUAUUUGACUGGUUUGUAUAAUGUUAUUUGCUACUCUAGUUCUUGUAUGAACUGCGGUUUCUUACUUUUUGAUAUAGCUAUGUGAUUAUCACAUGUAAUGUGUAGGCAGCUCAUAGAAAUUAUUGAUUUUUCUAUGGUAGUCUGGCAGUUAAACUGUAGAGGUUAUUGUAAAAUAAUAAAUUUAACAAAUGAUAAAGAGAUUAUAGUUAUUUAAAAAAAAGUUCAUAAUACUAACUUUAAACUGGGAAAAAGGGGUCCAUUGUGAUGAAACUGUUUUAUCUUGUAAUUCACUGUUAUAUUGUCUUUGGUUUCCAAAGUAGCUUGUCUUCUGAUUGAAGUAUUUUCUACAUAUGUUAAAAAUGCAUUGCGUUACCAAUAAAAUGGGCUACAUUUGUGUA
This is a messenger RNA of Carcharodon carcharias (great white shark), 10048 nucleotides long. Its product is annotated as homeodomain-interacting protein kinase 1-like. The coding region runs from base 858 to 4490 and encodes 1210 amino acids. The transcript has 19 exons. Gene Ontology annotation, cellular component: cytoplasm; PML body; nucleus. Gene Ontology annotation, biological process: peptidyl-threonine phosphorylation; peptidyl-serine phosphorylation; smoothened signaling pathway. Gene Ontology annotation, molecular function: ATP binding; protein serine/threonine kinase activity; protein tyrosine kinase activity. NCBI's taxonomy places the organism in Eukaryota, Metazoa, Chordata, Chondrichthyes, Lamniformes, Lamnidae. The record is from RefSeq and is a predicted model, not a curated record.